Molecule: messenger RNA, 1437 nt
Organism: Darwinula stevensoni
Lineage: Eukaryota; Metazoa; Arthropoda; Ostracoda; Podocopida; Darwinulidae
Source: the annotation of a GenBank genome assembly
AUGCAAUACCUGAGCCACUAUAAGCUCAAGGAGUUGGUCAAUAAAUAUUCAGACCACAUCUCGCUGCCCAUACAAAUGCGCAAAGAAGAGUGGGUAGAGGGUAAAGACGGCAAGGGCGGCGAGAUGGUGCGUACCGACACCUGGGAAACCGUCAACCACGCCAAUGCGCUAUGGACGCGGCCCAAAAAAGACAUCACACCUGAGCAAUACCAAGAUUUUUACAAGCAAAUCAGCUACGACCAUCAUGACGCACUGGCCUAUACCCACAACCGUGUAGAAGGCAGCACCGAAUACACCCAACUGCUCUACAUCCCCGCGCAAGCCCCUUUUGAUUUAUACAACCGCAACGACAAAACGGGUCUUAAACUCUACGUUAAACGUGUCUUUAUCAUGGAAGACGCUGAGACACUGCUGCCUGGAUAUUUGCGCUUUAUCAAAGGCAUAGUGGAUGCCAAUGAUUUGCCGCUGAACGUUUCGCGCGAACUGCUGCAAGAAAGCCGCGAUGUGCGCAACAUCCGCGAAGGCAACACCCGCCGCGUGCUGGGGCUGCUAGAAGAUUUGGCCAAAUCUGAUACUGCCACUCCAACCCAAGAGGGUGAUGGCUCAUCAGCCAAGGAUGACAAAUAUGCCACUUUUUAUCAAGCUUUUGGCGCGGUACUAAAAGAGGGUUUGGCAGAGGACAUGAGCAAUCAGGCGCGCAUCGCCGAGCUGCUGCGCUACCGCUCCAGUCUAUCUGAAGGCCAAAACAUCAGCUUGGCGCAGUACGUUGCCCGAAUGAAAGAGGGUCAAAAAGCCAUCUACUAUCUGACUGCCGAUUCCGAGUUGGCAGCGCAAAACAGCCCACAACUAGAGGUCUUCAAGAAAAAAGGCAUAGAGGUAUUGUUCAUGACUGACCGCGUGGACGAAUGGGCUAUGGGCUACUUAAACGAAUACCAAGGCAAGCCGCUGCAAAGCGUGGCCAAGGGCGCAGCCGAUUUGGGAGACUUGCAAGACGAGGCUGAGAAAAAAGCCGUUGAAGAAGCUAGCAACACCUAUAAACCUUUGUUGGAAAAGCUAAAAACCGCGCUGCAAGAACAAGUGCAAGACGUGCGCAUCUCCAAUCGCCUGGUGGAUAGCCCAGCUUGUUUGGUCGUGCAAGAUCAUGGUAUGAGUAUGCAGCUAGAGCGUUUGCUCAAGCAAACCGGGCAAAAAAUCCCCAGCUCCAAACCUACUAUGGAGAUUAACCCACACAACGCGCUGAUACAAAACCUCUCUACAUCCAGCAGCAGCGACUUUGACGCACUUGCCCAUGUGCUCUACGACCAAGCCUUGCUGGCCGAAGGCCUGAUGCCCAGCGACCCUGCGACUUUUGUUAAACGCAUCAAUUCGCUGCUGUUGUCCGCACAAUCGUCCGCACUAUCUUCCGCACAAUCACCAGCUGCUGAAAAAGCCUCGUAA